AUGUGCGCCCUCGCAACCUUCGGCCGCCUGACGAUGGUCGAAGCGUGCACCCACGAGGACUCGAAUCUCGGGAAGGUGUGCGACGAGAAGGGCUACCACUACGAGCGGCUCGGCCUCUUCAACGAGAACGACCUCAGCAAGCCGCAGGGCUACCACAAGGCGAAGUUCCUGCUAGACGAGAAGCGCCCGGAGCUCUUCGUCAGUGCACCACCCUGCGGUCCAUGGUCGAUAAUGCAGAACGUCAACCAGCGCAACGAUCAACAGAAGGAGAACCUUCGCAGGAAGCGGCUCAAGAGCCAGCGGAUCUUCGAGAACAACAAGAGGCUCAUCGAGCACCAGGUGCUCAACCUGAACGGCUCGGCCCUCGCCGAACAGCCCCGCAACAGUCGUUCGUGGCAGAAGACCUGCUGGAAGGAUCUCCACAAGAUCCUACCGUGCGAGGUGAUCGUGGAUGGCUGCGCCUGCGGACUACGAGCCCCUGACACGGGCGAGCUCAUGAAGAAGCGCUGGAAGUUCUUGACGAAUGACAGGAGGAUCUGGGUAGCCCUACAACCUCUACAGUGCCGUGGAGGACACUACCACGAGGAGAUAGAGAGCAGCUUGAGGACCGAGGCCUCGGGCUCCUACCCCAAGAUGCUGUGCCGCCGGAUCCUCAGGGCUCUGACCAAGAGCCAGAACCAGAACUACUUCGAGGACGAGGUUGUGAACUGCCUCUGCAUGGCAGCUACCCAGCAGCCACCGACAGAGCCUACGCCAGAGGAGGACGAGCCGACUCUUCCACCACGAGACGGCAAGGAAGCGCACAACCUCACCAACGAGACGGUCAAGAAGCUCGAGAGCUACAUCAGAUUGGUGCUUUUUGACGCUUUCUCGUGGAUCCGUCGCAGCACGAACACGAACGUGAUGGCGCUGGCGAUACUCGACGCCGGCUCGGACAUCCUCUACGUGCGGCUGAUCGACGAGAAGCCGAUCCCGGGUACUACCCGGCAGGUUCGUGCAGGCGACCUUCGGCAUAUCUUUGCUACAAAAUGGUUCCCCUGGAUGGGACGCCCGAAGGUCAUGCGCUACGACCCUGCCGGCAGCGCCAUCUCCGACGAGUUCCGCGAGUGGAUCGAGAGCCAGGGAGUCUACUGUCUCCCAUGCGCGGCCGACGCCCACUGGCAGAUCGGCAAGAUCGAGCGUGCCAUUGAAGCCUUCAAGGAGGCCCUCGACGCUUUCGACGAGAUGGUCUCAGCCGAAGUACCCACCAGCGAGAUGUUCGGACUCCAGACGGCGGCCAGGAACGACCUGAUCAGGAUCGACGGGUUCAGCCCGCUGCAGCGCUAUGCGGGACGGACGCCGACUGGGACGACAGUCAAUCUGUCGGACGAGCCGAACAACCUGCCGCUCAUCAGUGCCGAGCUGCAGGACGGUACCUUCAGCAGGGACGCCCAGGUACGACGUAUGGCGCGGCUGGCUCACAUCCAGACCGAGAACUCCGACCGAGUCAAGCGAGCGGAGGCCGCGCGCUUCAGAAGGGACAGCCUCGCUCAAUGCCUGGGCGAGGACGCUGGUACGGACCUGGACGAGUACUUUGUCACGAGCCAGCGAGCUCGGGACACCGACCUGGUCUACCUGGAACGGUGGUCAAUAUCACACUGGCUGGCCGCCUCUACCGAGUUGCUCCAGAACAACUUCGACCUGCCACCGGACCCUGGGCCAUUUCUGAAGACGAUGAUCGUCCUGUACCACAAGGAGAUCCUCGUAGUCUUGACCCAGGAGGCGGCGGAGGCGGCGGAGGUGGUGGAGCCUUGGCGGCGCCACCAGGACUGGAAGAGCGACCUCUACCUGGACCGCGACCUCCCAGAAGGCGGCCACGAAGCUGGACUACCCGAGGCAGCUGAGCAGCCCAUCGAGGAGGAGAUCGUCAUGGAAGCCCCUCCCGGCGACGACCAGGAGGAGCGCGCGUCGCAGCGGCCCAUCGUGGCGGAGACUGACGAUGACCUCGACGAUAUCUCAGCGCCCGACGUGAACGAUAAGCGCCGGAUCCGAGAGCCCGGCACAACCGAGCCCCCGGCUAAGAAGCAGCGGGUCAACGCUGCGACCCAGGAGGCCUUCUCCUACUACCUGCAGGAGGGCAACUUCUACAGCGACUAUGCCUACAGUGUCCAGCAGUACGACGAUAUGAAGGAGAACGACGAACUUAUCGUGCUGGACAUCCCUGUCAGCAACGAGCAUGCGUUCAUGGCCUACAUGGACGAUCCCAGCAACUUCGUGGCAUCGCAGGCCCGCAAGGGCCGAGUGGAGGUCUCAUUUAAGAAGGCGACGCCUGAGGAGAAGAAGCUGCUACUCGAGGCCCAGCAGAAGGAGUGCACCUCAGUCCUCAGCACGAAGGCCGUCAGGAUCCUCAGCCGACAGGGGAUCGACCCGGCGCGCCUGCUGCGCUGUCGCUUCGUGCUGACCUGGAAGAAGGACACGCUCAAGACGCUGCAGCUGGAAGUGAUACAGUGCGAGCCGUGCGUCUGGGUCAUUCGAGACGGCACGAAGCUGGUUGGCAUGGUUAUCCUACACGUCGACGACAUGAUGAUCGCCGGCGACCAUCACAACUCGGCAUUCCUCAAGAAACGACAGCAGAUACAACAGGCCUUCGAGUGGACACCUUGGGAGAGCCGAGCGUUUGUGCAGUGCGGCAUCAGUAUUCGACAGAAUGAGGACUACACCUGCAGUCUCGCACAGGACAGCUACAGCCUGAACGUGGAGCCCAUCAAGAUACGACGUGGACGCAAGCCCACGGAAGGAGUUUCAGACAAAGAGAGAUCACAUCUACGAGGCCGACUUGGUACAGUCGGAUGGCGAGCUCAGCAGUCGGCCCCGUGGCUCAGUGCAGAAGUCUCUCUACUCCAAGCGGAGAUACCUACGGCGACGGUCUCUACCAUCCAGAAGAUCAACAAGUUGAUCCGCACCAUGAAUGACACUGCCGACGUAGUCAUGCUCAUCCCGGCCAUCGAGCAGAUCGCUGUGGUUGGCUGGGGCGAUGCUGCCUGGGCCGCUCGUAUUACUGGCGAGUCCCAGGGUGGCGAGAUGAUCGUGCUGGCACCACUGUCUUUCCUGAGUGGCUCGACAGAGACGGUAGCGCCUAUCUCAUGGAGAUCAUGCAAGCUACCGCGAGUGGCCAGAAGCAGUACGAGUGCGGAGGUUCAGAUGAUGACAGAGACCCUCGACGAGAUCAGCUACGUGCGCCUGUUCAUCUAUGAGUUAGAGUGCGGCCAAGUGGACUACACCAACAAGCAGCACGUGAACGACGCCAUCUCAUCCUGCCCUGGCGUACUGGUCACAGACGGUAAGUCGGGCUACGACGCGAUCGAGAAGAGCGAGUCAGCUGGUCUCGGCCUACGUGACAAGCGGACGAGCAUCGAGUGUCUAGGCAUUCGACAGCAGAAGGAGCAGACGGCCCUCCAGAUACGCUGGGUCCACAGCGAUGCCAUGCUAGCCGACGGCCUCACCAAGGAUCGAGCCGCCAAGGUCUUGCUGGAGUUCUUCCGGUCAGGUCAGCGCUGGAGACUCGUGGACGACCCCCUGCACCGCAGUGCCAGGAAGCGCAAGACAGAGGGCAUGGACAGGCUGGACCACGGCAAGCCGCUAUCAGCAGACGACGAUGAAGCUAUGCUGGAGGCCCUGAUCUACUUCGCUCGCGACAAUCCCUACGAGCAGGAGACCCCUGCCGGAGAUAUAGCCCUUUGGGGCACUGUGAAGCCUCUCACGCGCUCUGUGCUUUCUGUGAAUUCAGUGGCCAGAGGCCAGAGCGGGGCCGCGAUGCUGAAGCGGAAGAAGAACGGAGUCCGCCGGUGCAGGCGCGGGGCAGGAGCCGCGAGGCUGGAUCGAGGCAGGCCUCGGCAUCGCAUAGCGAGCCAGGGCAGCGGAUGCCUGGGGCAUAUCAAGGACAAGAAAGGCAAUGGGCAGAGCGCCGCGCAUCGGGCGGGCGCCAGGCUGGGCGAGCUUCCGCUCCUGUGGGUGUUCGCCUGCAACUACGCGUUCUUGCUGAUCAACUACUGCACCCUGGACGGCAUCACCCACCGCAGGAUCGACGUGUUCUACUUCGCCUUUCUGCUGCUGGCCACUUUCUGCGUGCUCUACAUCGAGACCGGGCCCUCGUUCUUCAUGUUCCGCGGCAACGAUGCGCUCGCCCAG
Prorocentrum cordatum is the source of this 4167-nucleotide messenger RNA. Lineage: Eukaryota; Dinophyceae; Prorocentrales; Prorocentraceae. The record is from the annotation of a GenBank genome assembly.